Messenger RNA from Entamoeba histolytica HM-1:IMSS, 1326 nucleotides. Its product is annotated as zinc finger protein, putative. The transcript has a single exon. Gene Ontology annotation, cellular component: cytoplasm; ubiquitin ligase complex. The record is from RefSeq and is a predicted model, not a curated record. Gene Ontology annotation, molecular function: zinc ion binding; ubiquitin conjugating enzyme binding; ubiquitin protein ligase activity. NCBI's taxonomy places the organism in Eukaryota, Evosea, Mastigamoebida, Endamoebidae. Gene Ontology annotation, biological process: ubiquitin-dependent protein catabolic process; positive regulation of proteasomal ubiquitin-dependent protein catabolic process; protein polyubiquitination. The coding region runs from base 1 to 1326 and encodes 441 amino acids.
AUGUUGUCUGCAAGCACUGACUUUGAGGAGGUUGAGUCUCAAAUGAAACCAUUUGAAAUUAAAGAAAGUUGUAAAAUUGAUCAAGAAAUGCAAAAAUUAUUGAAAGAUGUUUGUGAUUUUACUUGUCUUGGAGAGGGUGAUUGCAGUUUAUUAUUGAGACAUUUUAAAUGGAAUGUCAAUAAAAUGAAUGACGUUUAUUUUGAUGAUCCUGAUAAGUACCUAGUAUUAUCUGGGACUAAAAUGCCAGAAAGAGAUCCACCUAAAGGAAAAGUGACAUGUGAUGUUUGUUAUGAAGAAGUAAAUGAAGUAACUGGUCUUAGUUGUGGACAUUAUUAUUGUAAGAAUUGUUGGAGAGAAUAUAUUGAAGAAGCUAUGAAAAGAGGACCAAAUUUCAUUGACUCUUUAUGUAUGUGUCAAGGAUGUUAUUGUAAAAUACAUCAUGAAUUAGUAAAGAAAAUAUCACCUGAUAUUGCUGAUAGGUUCUGGUAUUUUUUGAAAAAAGAAUACGUUGAAUUACAAGGAAAUGUUUUUUGUCCAAACCCACAAUGUGGAAGGGCUAUAAUCGUAUUAUCAUCAGAAAGAGCAAGUGAUAACAUUUUUUGUUUAUGUGGACAACGAUUUUGUUUUAAAUGUCUUGGAGAGUAUCAUGCACCAGCAACAUGUAAACAAGUAUCUGAUUGGAAUGAAUUAUCAACUAAAGAUGAUGAAAAUUCAUAUUUAUUAUUGACUGCAAAAGCAUGUUGCCAUUGUGGAUUGUUAUGUGAAAGAACACAAGGAUGUAAUCAUAUGACAUGUCCUAAGUGUCAUGGAGAAUGGUGUUGGAUGUGUAGAGGAGAUUGGAAAACCCAUGGUGAAAAGACUGGAGGGUUUUAUUCAUGUAAUAUUUAUAAUGCUGGCAAAAGUCUUGGAAAUGAAUUAGACAAUAAAGCUAAAGCCAAAAAAACUUUCUAUGAAAAAUACAAUCAUUACUUUGACCGUUGGAUGAGUCAUAAUUCUCUUCACAGACAAACAAGAGAACAAAAGAAGAAAACAAUGGGAGAAGUUUAUGAACACUUUAAAAAUCAAUCAAGAAUUAUUUCUAGAAUAGAAGAAGCAUUUGAUAUUUUGAUUUUAGCACGAUGUUGGUUGAAAUUCUCUUAUGUUUAUUCUUUUUAUUCUUCAGAAGAGGGUAAAAUUACUGAUUUAUUCAACCAUCAACAAGCUCAAAUAGAAACGUUUACUGAGACAUUAGGAGAAUUGUUAUUUAAACCAGUUGCUACUUAUGAUCCAGAAGUAAUUGCUGCUAAAGCAUCAAUUUUAAAGAGAGUAAUUGACCACUUCUCUUAA